Messenger RNA from Diabrotica balteata, 1479 nucleotides. NCBI's taxonomy places the organism in Eukaryota, Metazoa, Arthropoda, Insecta, Coleoptera, Chrysomelidae. The record is from the annotation of a GenBank genome assembly.
AUGACUUCAACUACAAUGUGUUUCUAUGAGCUCAUUUUCCUCAUUAUUUGUUUGUUUACAAGUGCCGAUAGUCUCAAAAACAGGGGCAACGUUUCAAGAAACUUCGAUAACUGUGAUUUAAGUGUAAACUGUAUCAGAAAAUGUUGUCCUGUUGGUUAUAUCCUCGUGGGAAGUCAGUGCAAAGUUAAUAAUUCAAGUGAACCCUUCAUAGUACCGGUAUUCAACAAAACCUUCUUUGUGGGAACUGUCGAUCAAUCAACAAAGUUUAGAAUUACAGAUAUAACGUGCUUGUUAUUUAGAUUAAACAAUAAUGUUCCUAAGGAUGCCUACUAUGUUCAAGAGGACGGAAAAUUGUUUGUUCCGAACUUUAAUAAGUCUUUUGAAAACAACGAAUAUUGCAUAGAUGAGAUACAUACUUUAUCUGCUUUUCUAUGUUUUCCUGAAAAGGAUGUUGUGGUACCAAAAACAAUUUUGCAGACGAGUAAUGCCGCAGGUAUGAUAAUAUCGAUGCCAUUCCUGUUGCUUACAUUUCUCGUUUAUCUGCUAUUACCUGAGAGAAAUUUACACAGACGAGCGCUUAUGUCAUAUGUGUUUACUUUAUUAGCAGCAUAUAUUACUCUGGUCACUAUUCAGCUCUACUCAGGACAGUUUCCUGAUACAACAUGUCACGUUUUAGGUUACCUGAUUAUAUUCUUCUUCUUGGUGUCUUUCUUCUGGAUGAACGUCAUGUGUGUUGACAUGUGGUUAGCCUUUAGCGGUAUGAGAACAUUCCUUUCUAAAAAAACAGCUGAACGAAAAAGAUUUAUUAUAUACUGUUUCUAUGCUUGGGGCAUGCCAAUAAUUCAUGUUAUUAUAGUAUUUUGUAUAAAUCAGUAUGGAAACACAGCGGCCGGCUAUCACCCUCAAAUUGGAGUUAAGCGAUGCUUCUUAGGCGAGGGCAUGCCAACGUUCUACUACUUCUAUCUACCCAUGGCAAUUUUAAUCGGAAUAAAUAUUACCUUGUUCGUUCUCACUACUGUUAGAAUACAAAAAAUUAAGAGGGAAACUUCAAUGUUAAAACAGACUGACAGCCGAAGACAUACCUAUGAAGACGACAAACAAAAGUUUAACUUAUACUUGAAACUGAUGUUUGCAAUGGGUAUAAACUGGAUUACAGAAUUAGUUUCGUGGGCUGUCGAUUUUGCCUUUAGUAAUACCCCUACUUUUGUAUGGUAUAUAACUGACUUUACAAACGCAAUGUACGGACUACUAAUUUUCUUGAUCUUUGUCGCUAAGAAGAAAAUCUGGAGAUCGCUUAAAAAGAAGUACUACAUAUGUAUCGGCAAACCACACCUUGCUCACUCCAUGACUACAUCAUCGGCUCGUGGCACUCGGACCAGCAACUACUCGACCACUGAUACCGCAGUCAGCACCGAUUACCGUCUUAGUGACAUGAAGAACGGAAAAAUUCCUGAAGAAUCGGCCCUUAACAGAUCAUAA